Molecule: messenger RNA, 246 nt
Organism: Hydatigera taeniaeformis
Lineage: Eukaryota; Metazoa; Platyhelminthes; Cestoda; Cyclophyllidea; Taeniidae
Source: the annotation of a GenBank genome assembly
AUGGCUUCGUCAAAUUUGGUGGGGGACGGAGUGGGCGACUCGGAUAUCAGUGCUGUGCAGACACGUUUGUCGAUCCGCCUCCACUUCGCGCUGUACGAAUAUGGUGUUCGUAGGAAGAGAAGCCAGCCCCACGUGGGCAGCGCAGUGCAAACAUUGACCAAGUCGACAAUGCUAAGGUACUUGGAUAUGCGUAUCUUUAACUCGGGGGGCAGUGCUGUCACCGUCGGUGAGGGUAAAAUAACCUGA